Messenger RNA from Pelmatolapia mariae (spotted tilapia), 2064 nucleotides. RefSeq names its product cadherin 26, tandem duplicate 1 (gene cdh26.1). Bases 1 to 2064 code for a protein of 687 amino acids. Gene Ontology annotation, molecular function: cadherin binding; calcium ion binding. Lineage: Eukaryota; Metazoa; Chordata; Actinopteri; Cichliformes; Cichlidae. The record is from RefSeq and is a predicted model, not a curated record. Gene Ontology annotation, cellular component: plasma membrane; adherens junction; catenin complex. The transcript has 16 exons. Gene Ontology annotation, biological process: multicellular organism development; cell morphogenesis; calcium-dependent cell-cell adhesion.
AUGGCUUUUGAGCAGAGGAAGUCUGUUGCUGCAGCAGCCGUGGCAGAUUGUUAUGGUAGCAAGUACAGCAGCCCUUCCAAAAGGGAUCUCCUGGUGCGUUCCAGAAGAAGAUGGGUCUUAUCUACAAUUGAAUUAGAAGAAGAAAAGGAGGCACAGUACCCCUUUGAGAUUUCACAGAUGUAUAACGACAAGAUUGAGGGGAAAGCCUUUAGGUUCCUUUUAAGUGGUGAAGGUGUGCCGGACGUGUUUACCAUCAACGAAAACACUGGAGCCGUCUUUGCACAUAAAAAAGUGGACAGGGAGCAAAAGCCACUUUACCAUAUUAACUUUGAUGUCUUGGACAGAAAUACGGGUGAACAACUAGACAAGGAACUAGCAUUUGAUGUUGAAAUACAAGACAUAAAUGAUAAUCCACCCAAGUUCUCUUUUCCUGAAAUAACAGUUAAUGUAAAAGAAAAUAUACAAGAAAGGUUUUUGCCAGUUACCCUGGUGGUCACAGACAUAGAUAAGGAGAAGACACCCAACUCUGAAUUUGACAUAACGAUGGUUUCACAGAGUCCAGAAGAGCCCAAAAUUGCUGUGCAGCAGCUUGAAGGAGGACUGGCCAAACUCACCUUAAAAGGAUGCUUUGACUAUGAUAAAGCAACAAAGUAUACCAUCAUCUUACAAGCAAAAGAUCAUGGAACAAAGCCAAAGACUCUGUCCUCUACUGCUGUUGUCAACCUGAACAUUGUCGAUGCAAACACUCACCAACCAAGAUUUAAGGAGAGACAGUACAACGGUGAAGCAAUAGAAAUGGAGACCAUUGCUAAUUUUUUGAGAGUUGCUGUGGAGGAUAAAGACACUCCCAACACUGAUGGAUGGCGUGCCAAGUACUCGAUAAUUGCAGGGAAUGAAGAAGGAAUCUACAAAAUUGAAACUGAUCCAGAAACAAAUGAGGGUGUCCUGAGUAUUGUCAAGAAAAAAAAUUUUGAACGCACAACUUCAAUAAACCUGCAGAUUGGAGUAAAAAACAUUGAAGACAUAUUUGUUUGUGCUGGCACAAAUCCACCUACAGACAGAGCCAAUGUCACUAUAAAAAUGGUUGAUACCAACGAUCCACCAGAGUUUGAAAAAGCUAUAGAUGACACAUACUUGAAGGAGGAAGCAGAGCCUGGAAAGGUGCUGUUCAAGCCAAAGGUUAUUGAUGUUGACUCUAAUGUUACCAGGUAUGUGCUCCUAACAGAUCCAGCUGACUGGGUGGCCAUUGAUAGCAAAACAGGAGAAAUCAAAUCAACUAAGAGGAUGGACAGAGAGUCACGAUUUGUUGAUGACGAGAAUGUUUACACAGUCGUCAUAGCUGCCAUAGAUGAUGGUAAACCUCCAGCCACAAGCACAUGCACUGUCAAGAUCCACCUGGCGGACAUCAAUGACAAUACUCCUAAACUGGUCAACAACAGCGCUGUCAUGUGUGGAAACAAGGUUAAAAAGGUCAAGGUGCGUGCAAAGGACCUAGAUGCCAAUCCUUAUAGUGGACCCUUCCACUUUUCUCUGGGGGAUGAAACACAAAAGCAACAGUGGAAAAUAGAACCUGACUAUGGUGAGGAAGUAUCUCUUGUUAGCCAGAAGACACUUCCUUAUCUUAACUAUUCCAUUCCCCUGGUGAUUAUGGACCAACAGAGCGUAGCUGGACAUGACACUCUGCAAUUGACCGUGUGUCAAUGUGAUGAAAAUGAUGUUUGUCGCGGCAGAGAGCCGCUUUCAACCCGUCUUGGACCAGCUGGCAUUGGGUUGGUUAUUGCAGGAUUGCUUGCAUUUUUGUUGCUUUUAAUUGCACUAUUGUGCAAGUUUGGACCAGAUAAGAUUGAGUUUUUGCCACAAGAUGAGGGCAAUCAGACUCUAAUCCAGUACAAUCAAGAAGGAGGGAGCUCUCCCUGCACGACCGAGCCCAAUUUCUUCCAGUCACAAGUAGAUAAUAUGGCAGUGACAGAUGGUCAGAUGGAUACCAUGCAGAUUGAUACAGAAAGACCAUAUGACGUAAAUAGGUACAACAGCUCAGUGUCUACCAUGGUCCAAAAAGGUUGA